AUGAAACAUAAACAAAUGUCAUUACGUGAAGCAUUUUAUUAUUUGCGUUUACGUCGACCAAUAAUUGGACCUAAUUUUGGCUUCAUUAAACAAUUAGCUGCUUAUGAAAAAUCUUUAUUUGGUUCAACAACUGUUUCAUUUAUUGAUACAUCAUUUGGUUCUGUACCUGACAUUUAUUUAUCAAUUGGAGGAACAUCAAAUAGUCGUCGACAAACAACAACACUUCCUGUUCAAAUAACAAAUAAAUCAUUAUCAUCAUCACCAUCAUCAUCAUCAUCAUCAUCAAGACCAAAUUCAUAUAUUAAUCGUUCGAUAACAAAUACAUUACCAAUGCAAGAUUCAAGAAUUAGUACAAGUUAUUCAAAUAAUAAUAAUAAUUAUUAUCGUCCAAUAAAUUCCUUGAUGAAUAAUUCAAAUAGUUAUAAUAGUUCAUCAUUUUUACAUGAACAACCUGAACAAACUCGUUUUAAUUCUGCAGCAUUUAAACCAUAUGAAUCUAUACGUGAGCCAUUUCUUUCGACAAGAUUAAAUGCAUUGCGAACAGGCAAAUAUGCUCCGCCAAUCUUAAAUCGUUAUUAUCUUCCAUAA
Molecule: messenger RNA, 588 nt
Organism: Rotaria sordida
Lineage: Eukaryota; Metazoa; Rotifera; Eurotatoria; Philodinida; Philodinidae
Source: the annotation of a GenBank genome assembly